Engraulis encrasicolus (European anchovy) is the source of this 2487-nucleotide messenger RNA. It is a transcript of the gene agtr1a, whose product is annotated as angiotensin II receptor, type 1a. NCBI's taxonomy places the organism in Eukaryota, Metazoa, Chordata, Actinopteri, Clupeiformes, Engraulidae. Gene Ontology annotation, molecular function: C-C chemokine binding; angiotensin type II receptor activity; C-C chemokine receptor activity. The record is from RefSeq and is a predicted model, not a curated record. Bases 420 to 1565 code for a protein of 381 amino acids. Gene Ontology annotation, biological process: neurogenesis; G protein-coupled receptor signaling pathway; immune response. Gene Ontology annotation, cellular component: external side of plasma membrane; membrane. The transcript is spliced from 2 exons.
CAGAGCUGACAGAUACGCACACCACUUAACGUCCAACUCAGACAGGUUCAUGUGAAGCGGUCAUUGGCAAUUGCAUACAACACAGUAUCAAGUGCUGGCAUUGAUAUCGACUUUGAACCCAGCAAGGAUUUGUGGAGUGUUUUGAAGGGGGACUGAACACUUUUGGACUUUUGUUGCUGGGAGCUAUUUGAGAAAAUGGGCAAAAGAGAUGAACGGCGAUAAAGUUGAUGACGACUGAUGUCUGUGUUGGGUGCCUGCUUGGUCUGGCAGGAACAACUGUUACACAGGAACGACUUAUUCAGGAUUGCUUUCAACAGUGAUCUUCAUUCGUGAUUUUAAGGGAAACCCGUACCACUUUUCUGCUUCUCACUGACUCUCGCCUACUUGGGUCCAGCAUCCUGCUGCCCCCCUCCAAAAAAAUGGAGAACUCCACAAAGGGAGGAAAUGUGAACGGCGGCGGCUUCACGCUGGACUGCAACAUGACGGGCACGCACUCCUUCAUCUUCACCUUCAUCCCUGUGGUCUACGGCUGCAACUUCGUCCUGGGCGUGGUGGGCAACAGCAUGGUGGUGGCCGUCAUCCGCUACUACAUGCAGAUGAAGACGGUGGCCAACAUCUUCGUGCUGAACCUGGCCGUGUCCGACCUGACCUUCCUGGUGACCCUGCCCCUGUGGGCCGUCGUCACGGCCAUGGGCUACCACUGGCCCUUCGGGGUCUUCCUGUGCAAGGCCACGGCGGCCAUGAUCCUCUUCAACCUCUACACCAGCGUCUUCUUCCUCACGGCGCUCAGCAUCGACCGGUACCUGGCCAUCGUGCGGCCCAUGGAGUCCCGGCGCUACCGCACGGUGCGCUACGCCCACCUGACCUGCGUGCUGGUCUGGACGGUGUCGCUGCUGCUCAGCCUGCCCAUGGCCCACACGCGCAGCACCAUCCCCAUCAACGGCACCGACAUCACCGUCUGCGGCAUCCUCAGCAACACCUCCAGCCACUGGCUGGUGCCCCUCAGCCUGAUGAAGAGCGUGCUGGGCUUCCUGGUUCCCCUGGCCGUCAUCCUCACCUGCUACUGCCUCAUCGGCCGCGCCGUCCACGGCCCCAGGGCCGGCGUCCCGCCCGGCGUCCGGGGCGGCAACAACCGCUGCCACGGCGACGAGGUGCUGUACAUGCUGGCGGCGGCCGUGCUGGCCUUCUUCCUGUGCUGGGCGCCGCACCAGCUCUGCAGCCUGCUGUACAUGCUGCUGCACCUGGACGUCAUCAGCGACUGCGGCGUGCUGGACGCCGUCGACACGGCCAUGCCCUUCACCAUCUGCAUCGCCUACUUCAACUCCUGCGUCAACCCCAUCCUGUACGGCUUCGUGGGCAAGAACUUCCGCCGGAGUCUGCUGAGCCUGCUGCGCUGCGGUGGCAAGGGCCUGCCGCCACGACACGGCGUCCACCACAACCACCACCUCAACCUCUCCACCAAGAUGAGCACCCUCUCCUACCGCACCUCCGACAGCCAGGUUCUCACCACUGCUGCCAAGACCUCCUCGCUGUCUCGAAACGAGCACUUAGAGGAAAAGAAGUAAUGACUGGGAUGGGAGAGCGAGAACAAGCACUGUACGGUUCCUGUGAAGAAGCGGAUGGCUAGAAAUAAAAACAAUGUUUUUUUUAAAUUAAAAUCUCGCACAGUUAAGCUCACACUGUACUGUGCUUGAAAGAUAAACUUUUUUUUACUGAGAGACAAUGAAAGACAGCAAGACAUUUUAUUUAAGACAAUUAUAAACAAUGUAAAAAAGUAAUUAACUUCUUACUGCCUAAAACAAAGAUGCUCUUAAAAUACAAUAUACAAGCCAACACAUAUAUGGCAUGGGGACUUAACUGUAUUCCUACUCAUGACCGAUAUACGUGCACUUGUAUACAAGAAAAUAUUGAAGAUGUGACCUUCACUUAACAGUACAAACUGCUGUAUCAUUUUAAAGUUUUUAUUCCUAAAAAAAUGGACGGUAAAUCAUUGAAGAUAGCCAGGGUAGCCGACGGGUGGGAGGGGAACAAAUGGGUCAGUUGUCACGGGCCCAGAGAGACAGGGGGCCCCAAAUUGGGUUUUCAAUACAUUGUAUGUAUUGAAUGAGGGGCCCUUUCAGAUGACUUUGUCCUGGGCCCAGCAAAAGCUGUUAGCGGCAAAAGCUGUCAGCUACUGUCAAGACAAGACAAGAAAGACUCUGUAAUAAGAUGACUGGCAAUUGUGACUGGUACUGUAACAAUGUACAAUGUAAUGUAUGUAUGUAUUACUGAUAUUGUUGCUGGUAGACUUCAUAAUCCAACAGUGCCCAGGUGACAGUAGUGCCAAGAAAAAGAAAAAAAAAGAAAACGUCAUAUGGUGCAUCCAAAAUAAAGCAUGUGGUGUCAAUGUUGUUUCAUGUGCAGCAGUAAAAAAAAUUAGCAAUAUUAUUGAGUGUUAAAUUAUUAUUCAAACAUCUACUAUUUACCAUUUAUGAUGAUUAACAGGCA